GCUAGGAUUAUAGCUGUGAGCCACUGCGCCUGGCCCCUGAUUUCAGAAAUGUUAAGAAAAGAAGUGUGACUUUUAGUUGAUGAAAUAUGACCACAUAGAAAGAGGUGCAGGAAAUGCUAAAGGUAAUUUGUAAUUGUCCAAUGAAUGGUGUUAUAAAUUUAGAAGAGGUUAAGAACAUUCUCAGGUUGAUUGAUUGAGAAAGGUUUCUUGGGUGAAAUGGAGUCUAUAAUGCUAGGGCUAUUCAGGAUUUGAAUAAACAGAAGCAAGAAGUGGGUUGUUGAAGAAAGCAUGAAACAGUUUGAGUUAGUGAAUAAUUUGAGUGUCGAGAGUAGAGGGAGGGUUAUGUAGGUAAGUAGUUGUGGGAUGGGAAAAGAUUGGGCAAUAUUUAGCAUUUAUCCUUGAUAAUCCGUUUGUGUGUUUUCUAGUGUAGACAUAAGCUAAAGUUGAGAAUCUUAUGUGAAGUCUGGAAAAAUGUAUGAUGGUGUUGGGUGAAAUGACUGUAACAAAGGCAGCUUGUCUAAGCCUGUCUUUUCUUCACUUUCUCAGUGGUAGUCCUGAGUACUGGGUUGGCUGAACCCCACUUAACCAGCGGAAGGACAGAAGGAACAAAAGAAAACAGGGUUUGCGUCGAAGAAGAGAGGCUCUUUCACCAUGCCUGGGUCGCUUCCUUUGAAUGCAGAAGCUUGCUGGCCAAAAGAUGUGGGAAUUGUUGCCCUUGAGAUCUAUUUUCCUUCUCAAUAUGUUGAUCAAACAGAGUUGGAAAAAUAUGAUGGUGUAGAUGCUGGAAAGUAUACCAUUGGCUUGGGCCAGGCCAAGAUGGGCUUCUGCACUGACAGAGAAGACAUCAACUCUCUUUGUAUGACUGUGGUUCAGAAUCUUAUGGAGAGGAAUAACCUAUCUUAUGAUUGCAUUGGGCGACUAGAAGUUGGAACAGAGACAAUCAUCGACAAAUCAAAGUCAGUGAAGACUAACUUGAUGCAGUUGUUUGAAGAAUCUGGCAAUACAGAUAUAGAAGGAAUUGAUACAACUAAUGCUUGCUAUGGAGGCACUGCUGCUGUCUUUAAUGCUGUUAACUGGAUUGAGUCCAGCUCUUGGGAUGGACGGUAUGCCCUAGUGGUUGCAGGAGAUAUUGCUGUAUAUGCCACUGGAAAUGCUAGACCUACAGGUGGAGUUGGAGCCGUGGCUAUGCUAAUUGGGCCAAAUGCUCCUUUAAUUUUUGAACGAGGGCUGCGUGGGACACAUAUGCAACAUGCCUAUGACUUUUACAAGCCUGAUAUGCUCUCUGAAUAUCCUAUAGUAGAUGGGAAACUCUCCAUACAGUGCUACCUCAGUGCAUUAGACCGCUGCUAUUCUGUCUACUGCAAAAAGAUCCACACCAAGUGGCAGAAAGAGGGAAAUGAUAAAGAUUUUACCUUGAAUGAUUUUGGCUUCAUGAUCUUUCAUUCACCAUACUGUAAACUGGUUCAGAAAUCUCUAGCUCGGAUGUUGCUGAAUGACUUCCUUAAUGAUCAGAACAGAGAUAAAAAUAGCAUCUAUAGUGGUCUGGAAGCUUUUGGAGAUGUUAAAUUAGAAGAUACCUACUUUGACAGAGAUGUGGAAAAGGCAUUUAUGAAGGCAAGUUCUGAACUCUUUAAUCAGAAAACAAAGGCAUCUUUGCUUGUGUCAAAUCAAAAUGGAAAUAUGUAUACAUCUUCAGUAUAUGGUUCCCUUGCUUCUGUUCUAGCACAGUACUCCCCUCAGCAACUGGCCGGGAAGAGGAUUGGAGUGUUCUCUUAUGGUUCUGGCUUGGCUGCCACCCUGUACUCUCUUAUAGUUACACAAGAUGCCACACCAGGUUCUGCUCUUGAUAAGAUAACAGCAAGUUUGUGUGAUCUUAAAUCAAGGCUGGACUCAAGAACUUGUGUGGCACCAGACAUCUUUGCUGAAACCAUGAAGCUCAGAGAAGACACCCAUCAUUUGGUCAACUAUAUUCCCCAGGGUUCUAUAGAUUCACUCUUUGAAGGAACAUGGUACCUAGUUAGAGUGGAUGAAAAGCACAGAAGAACUUACGCUCGGCGCCCAUCUCCAAAUGAUGACACUUUGGACGAAGGAGUGGGACUUGUGCAUUCAAACACAGCGACUGAGCAUAUUCCAAGCCCAGCUAAGAAAGUGCCAAGACUCCCUGCCACAGCAGCAGAGCCUGAAGCAGCUGUCAUUAGUAAUGGGGAACAUUAAGAUAUUCUGUGGGGUGUAAGACUUAAGUGUGGGGGUGGGGCAAGGGUGGGGAUAUGGGAAUGGUUGGAGGAAUGGGAUGUCUGGGGACAAUUUUGUUGCUUAAAUUUUUGUGUGACUGACAUGGAGCCUGGGGAGCUAUCGUGUUCUUGGGAAAGUCUUUCUCUCAAUUUGCUGACAUGCUUCCUGUUUGGUCUAGCCAAUGCCAUAUGUGCUCGAAUGAUGAUGUUAAGGGCUCUGUAAAAUUUCAUACCUCUCUGGCCAUUUGUAUGCAUGAAGUUUAAUUUUUAAACAUGAUAUAAUGAAUUGUGUGGUUCUGUCAGAAGAAAACAGAUUUAUUAGUCUCCAAUGUAGAUUUUUUUAAACAUGUAAGAAUUUUAUACUUACAAGAUUGCUGAAAGUCCUGUGGUUCUUUAAAAACGUUUCUAGUUGGGGAAUGUCUUAAAAUGUGAUAUGUGCAGCCUUGUUUGAAAACAUGAGCUUUUUCUAAUGUUAAUAAAUCUUGAGGAAGAAGAGUUGGGGUAAUAAUAUUGGUUCUGGAAUCUAGAAUGUUGCUUUAACUCUAGGCCAGCAGUGACAAAAAUUUUUGUAAUGACCUCUGAGCGGAGAGAGAGACACUACCAUUGAGCAGGCUUCAGGGAUAAAAAACGCAGUGCGUUGGGAGCUAUGGCCAUUGCUCUGGCUGUGCCUCUCAUUCCUGGUAGAUUGUACUGAACAACAUUGAGACAUUUUGAAGGUGUGUAUGAGGAAGUUUGUUUUUGUAAUUCUUCUUUGCACCUUAUUUUAAAAGAUAAAUGAAACAUUUUUCUGACUGCCUUUUUAUAAAUUUAAAAUGGAAAGGAAAGAUGGAGGAGGGCAUUUAUUAGGUUACUUCUGAUGCUUCAGUGUUAAUAAAUUCAACUUACAGACAGGCAACCUGAAUUCAUGGUAUAAAAGAGAUCUUUUCCCCUUUGUGGGGGGUGGGGGGAGAUAGAUCUGUUCAAUGAAAAUGAGGAUAUACAACCCAAGUUUUUAUACAGUCUAACUAGCCAGGGGGAGUAGUCCACUUCAAGACCUGGAAGUAAGAUUUAGAAAGCAUUUUCUCAGACUUUAACCUUAAAAAAAGAAAAAAGCCUGAUACAUGGGAUGAAUAAUCAAAUUGGUUAGACGGUUUUGUAGAUCUUUUUGGUGCUGAACUAUGAUAUGAGCCUUAUAGAUUGUAAAAUAGAGAUAGUUGGAACUAAUGUACAGAACUAAGUUUUUUAAACUUCAUUUGCAGUUAAAUUCUGUGAAGUUUCAGUUAUCUAAAAUAAACAUACACGAAUAUGAAAUGUAAUGUUUGCGAUUGCAAGGUAAUAUGUAAUGUAGUAUGUGUAAGAUACUUUUGUCUAAUAUUAACUAGCAGUAGUUUGACUUGUACAGUCAUAAUUUGUUAAAAUGACUUCAUUUUAACAUCCACUGAUGUAGAUUAAUAAUGUAAGUUCCGAUUUAAAGAAUGGUGGGAAAAUGGUGCAUGUAAUACUUUUCAAGUAUUGAGAGUUUGGUAUGAUUUGAAGAGAGUAAUUUAACUUUUGGAUGCCAGGAAAUGGGUUUUCUCAAAGUCCAUUGCUGGCAAUGGGCAGGCCAGGUAAUACUGGCACAGAGCAUUAACCAUACACCUUAUGAAUGGUGAGGUGAAUAACUUUGAAAUAAAGUUUUAGAGAAAUAUUUCAGA
Molecule: messenger RNA, 3904 nt
Organism: Otolemur garnettii (small-eared galago)
Lineage: Eukaryota; Metazoa; Chordata; Mammalia; Primates; Galagidae
Gene: HMGCS1
Product: 3-hydroxy-3-methylglutaryl-CoA synthase 1
Exons: 10
Coding region: 652-2214 (520 amino acids)
Biological process (GO): acetyl-CoA metabolic process
Cellular component (GO): cytosol
Molecular function (GO): hydroxymethylglutaryl-CoA synthase activity
Source: RefSeq, a predicted model, not a curated record